AUGGCGCCUGUUAUUGAGGGGGAGACUGGCAUGAUGAAGCGCGACGUUUGCGGGUAUGGCUGGUAUCUAGGACGCGACGGGUACUGCCAUGCAUAUUCGGGUUGGUACUGGUGGGGAAGAUGGGUGUUUGCGGGACUGGCGAUUCUCUUCGUCAUCCUCGUCUUUCUCCUUCUAUUCCGCAACUCUCGCCGCCGCAGAAGGCAAGGCCAACAGCCCCUCUAUGGCACGGGCUGGAUGGCGCCUGCGCCGCCUUACUAUCCUCCUCCUCCACAGUAUACUCCUCAGGACAACAACCCGCUGCCACCUGGCUACAAGCCCAACCAGAAUGAUGGGUACUAUGGCCAACAGCAGGAAGGUAUUCAACUACAGCCGCCGGCGAGCGCCUACCACCGGGCCACAGACAACACCGAUUACGCUCCUCCCCCUGGACCGCCACCGAACGCGACGAAGCCGAACUGA
Molecule: messenger RNA, 459 nt
Organism: Canariomyces notabilis
Lineage: Eukaryota; Fungi; Ascomycota; Sordariomycetes; Sordariales; Chaetomiaceae
Exons: 3
Coding region: 1-459 (152 amino acids)
Biological process (GO): vesicle-mediated transport
Cellular component (GO): intracellular membrane-bounded organelle
Source: RefSeq, a predicted model, not a curated record